CAUGGUAACUAGAAAUGGCGCCUGGUAAGUAGCUCGGUCUCUGAAGCGAUCACGUUAAUAUGCCGCCCGCAAUCAUCAUCAUGAAAGUCGGCAAUUCUAUUUUUUCUUUAGGCUUUCGUGUCAUGAACGUCCUCAUAUUUGUAAUGCGAAGUGCUACUGUUUGUCACGCGAUGUGCUUGAACACGUUUUCAUUUAAAGAACACGUAAGACUACUUUAAACUGUAGAAUAUUUGGAUUAAUCCAUCGUAAACUUUACAAAGCACCAAUUAGUACCAAAUGUUAAAACUUCGGUUCUUUUGACGUCCGUUUCUGUGCAGGUAAUUGAUGAAUGGGCUCGAUAAACCACAGUGAACAAAGGUGGCAAAAGGGCUCACACUCGGCACUCAAUAAGUAGAAGAAGACUGAUACGAGUAGAAGUUCUGAUACAACCCCUUUACUUAAGCAAAUGUAAAAAAGUACAGAAGUAAAAAGGAUUUUUUUUUUACCGUCAAUCAUGUACAAUACCCAUUUUUAAGAGUUGGCAUAAUGGGGGAAAAAAACCAACCUAAAAUUAUAUAAACAAUGAACACACUUUGAUGCUAACCAAAUGUGUUGCCACAGCUGUGCUGAUGUUGUGAACCAGCUAAUAAUUAUUCCCCCCAAAAAUCUAUACACAUAUAUAAUCAGAUCAAUUGAAAGUAUACACUGUGACCGUGAGAUUGGAAGCUGAAUUUAUGAAUCCCAGAAACGGAUGAUUGGAGGCUGCCGUCAAUGAAUCAACUUGGAGCUGACAGUAAAUCUCAAAUAUGGUCAUGAAUGGAGAGGAUCUCGCUUGUCCAAAGAAUUAACGCUCCCCGUUUCUGUUCCUCCGUGUCCUUACAAGACACCCGAAUCUCAAUCUCAAUCUAGUUCUUGUCUUUUUUUUAUACCUCAUUUCGUAAUCGGGAUAGGUUGAAAAAAGUCACGAGCCUAUAUUGACAAAGGAAGGAUCAGAAAGUUCAAAUGCAAAUGAGCCUGCUCAAGUACAGAAACCUGGAAAAUAUAUUUGCACUCUUGUUACUUCCCACUACCGCAAUAAAGACAAGGUUACUUUGUUGGCUUUAAAAAUAAGAAAACCAUCAAUAGCACGAGCGCCAUUGCGUAUUCCUGUAACACCAGUUAGCAUUCAUAUGCUAUUCAUGCUGUCGUAUUAACUGUGACGUCAUCAUUUCUCUCCAGGCAGCCAGCCAAUCCUGUCGUCGACUCCCCUGCAGGUGAUCCUGUACCUCAACUGCUGGUACUUUGCCGCCUUCUUCCUGGCAAGCGUCCUCAUGUUCAUCUAUAAAGGCCUUUUGCUGCCCUACCCGUCUAGCAAUCUGAUUCUGGACGUGGCGUUGUUGGUUCUCUUCCUCGGUCUGGAGAUUCUCCGGAUCUUCUACGGUUGGAAGGGCAACCUGUGCGAGCACGCGGUGACCACGGCGGUGUCUCUGUUCCUGCUCCUGCCGUGCAUCACGCUGUGCGCCUACUUCCUGCUGCUGCAAAGUUUCGUGCUGCGUCUGGAGUUCCUGCUGGGCUUGGUUCUGCUCUGCUUCUACGGCCUCCAGUUCCUGCUCAGCGUGCUGGCCCUGUCGGCCUUCGCCAGGUCCAAAGCGUACUGACGAGCGCCGAGCGUCACGUCAAAGACUUUACGUUUAAUACAAACUUGAAUUGUACGUACAAUUUUGCUACUUGUGUUACAUGUCUUCACAUUUCUACUUUUAUACAAAAAGAGCCAAUAAAGCUCCGAACAUCAUGUCAAUAAAUUAAUCAGUAGUCCUUACCAACAACCUUUUUUGUCUUGCUUCUGUU
Phycodurus eques (leafy seadragon) is the source of this 1806-nucleotide messenger RNA. RefSeq names its product transmembrane protein 216 (gene tmem216). Gene Ontology annotation, cellular component: ciliary transition zone. The record is from RefSeq and is a predicted model, not a curated record. Bases 1290 to 1616 code for a protein of 108 amino acids. NCBI's taxonomy places the organism in Eukaryota, Metazoa, Chordata, Actinopteri, Syngnathiformes, Syngnathidae. Gene Ontology annotation, biological process: non-motile cilium assembly. The transcript is spliced from 5 exons.